AUGACGACUUACUCAGCUUUUUUCUCUUCCGGCCUUUUGGCUGCUCCUCACAUGUCUUCGUCCCACUCGAUGUAUAGCAAUCAUAUUAUCAGGCAUGGCGAUGUUUCACCGUCUCUUCUGACUGUUACCGAUGCACUUGACGACACGAGCGACAUUGAGCUGGAUCGUAGCACCACGCCUACUCUAACAAAUAUCGAAACUUCUAUGCAUCAGACUCAACGUCUUCGUAGGCGCCGAUCUAGUCUUACCAUAGGUACCUCACCUAUAAACGCUAUCAAAUCGCCUUCUAGAGCAGCAGGAAAUGCACUUCAACUUCAGCGCCAUCUUUUCACCACUCCUGGUCGCUCUCGUAGCGGUAGCACGAGUUCGGUUAUGAGCAUUGGAGAAGAGGUAAAUUCAAAUAUCGCAUCCGAGAAUACUAGUCUGUAUCGUCGAAUGCGAAGUGGAAGUGUUGGGUCGAUACUCAAAUCUCGACGUGGUGUCCGUCGUGGAGUUCCAGGUCCCUCAUUUCCGCCCCCUUCUGCUCCUCUACCUGCUCUUCCGCCAAUUCCCGGUACCCCCAGCCGUUCAAAAGCUUUUUCUCUCGCAGUUCCUUCUAUCGCCACUCAGGCUCUGGCUCAAAAGCUUGCUGCUGCUGAAGAUGUGCUCAACUUGCAGGUGGCUUCAUCGCCGACUCGACAGCCUUUCGGUGAUUUGCAACUUCAUGGUUACGCGAACGACCAGAAAAUGAGAGGUUAA
Messenger RNA from Lentinula edodes (shiitake mushroom), 738 nucleotides. RefSeq lists its product as uncharacterized. The record is from RefSeq and is a predicted model, not a curated record. The transcript has 2 exons. Lineage: Eukaryota; Fungi; Basidiomycota; Agaricomycetes; Agaricales; Omphalotaceae. The coding region runs from base 1 to 738 and encodes 245 amino acids.